Drosophila serrata is the source of this 833-nucleotide messenger RNA. RefSeq lists its product as uncharacterized. The record is from RefSeq and is a predicted model, not a curated record. Lineage: Eukaryota; Metazoa; Arthropoda; Insecta; Diptera; Drosophilidae. Gene Ontology annotation, biological process: Wnt signaling pathway.
AUGCAAACCUACACACACGUGCCUUCAAAUGUAAACAAACAAUGCUAAUCGAACGCAGCACAAGAUGACCGAGAAAUCCAAAACAAAACGGACCGCCAGCGACUCCGAUUCCGAUUCAGAGGAUGAUGCACAGGUGCGGCAGUUCCUGGAGGCAGCGGACACCACGCUGCUGACCAAUGCAAUGUUCCAAAGCGACACAAAAGAGGGAGACGGGAAGGAGUCUAUCAAGGAAGCGGCACAGGCGCCGCCUGCCAAGAGCGAACGCUACCUGGAGGAGCAGGAUGCCCCGGCCAGCGAUCUGCAGAUCACCAAGGAAAUGCAAACCCACAUUUGGAGUCGCCUGAGUGGGAUAAUCCAAAGUCAAAUCGAGUUCUGCCACAACAACGAGAAGCCAAAGCACCAGGAGAAGACGAAUGAGCACGAGGAGAGCGGAGUGAGACUGGUGUCCAACGCCGAUUGCUAUCUGAUUGCCGACUUGGUGGUGGAAGGUCCAGCCGGUCCCAGCAAAAAGCCCAUCAUCAAAAGAAGAGUCAUAGACGAAGACAACGAACCAUCCAGGCCAGAGACCACGACGGCCCUUCUCCAAGCAGUGGCAGUCAGUGGAGAGUCCGUAUUGGAGGGCAAGGACGUGCUCGCCUGGGCAGAGAAGAAACAACGGCCGGAUAAGCUCUUCCAGUACAGAUCUAGCGGUGAUGCCAAGGGAGGCAAGCUGUUGGCCAUCGAGCCCACCAACGAAUUCACAAAGCGCCGGCGCCAGAACAAUUGGAAUGAGUCCAAAAUUGCCAGGAGAAAGAAGAAUAAAGCCUGAAAGUUGUGAUAAGAAAGUUAUUUAA